This is a messenger RNA of Pochonia chlamydosporia 170, 1863 nucleotides long. RefSeq names its product MFS_1 like family domain-containing protein. The transcript is spliced from 3 exons. The record is from RefSeq and is a predicted model, not a curated record. NCBI's taxonomy places the organism in Eukaryota, Fungi, Ascomycota, Sordariomycetes, Hypocreales, Clavicipitaceae. The coding region runs from base 1 to 1863 and encodes 620 amino acids.
AUGUCCAGCUUUUUCCAGUUCACACAAGGCACAGAGUCUCGCGUCCGACCAAACGACUCAUCGCCCUUACUGGGACGAUUCCGCGCUGUACCUCCGCGACCCGGUCUUACACAACGUCGAUCCAGCCAGCUUGGGUUGCUGUCGGACCGGAUAUCGGGAUUGAGCGAUGGCAGGGGCAGCGUGCACGUUGGAUACGGCGCCAUGGUGGCUGCACAACUAUCUGGUGGGGAUGACGACGAUGCGAUAGACGACGACUACGACGACGACGUGUCCAUGUGGGAAAAGGUUUGGCAUGGAUGGGUCAUGGACUUGUGGGUGGAUCCGAAGCAGCUUGCGGUCAAGAGGACGGUUGAUCGGUGGUGGAGUAGAUAUGGAUUGCUGGUGUUUUUGCCGGCUGCUUUGGCGGUUGCCUGGUGCGCUGUACCUUUUCCACAGUACCCCCUACCAGACAAUGACAAUGGUUCUGGCCACGACCCAAAGGACGGGAAAGAAAAGCACCCGGGCUACGGCUCUGCCGAAGUUGAAGUCAACUUUUGGUUCUUUCUCUUCGUCUACUAUGGAUUUUAUAAUAUCACGGCCUUGAUAUGGAUCACCAAGGUCUUCAACUUGUAUAGCCUCAACUGGUGGCCCAAGUCGCUGGGGUUCCCACUGACCGUCUCACUCAUCGCCAUCUUGUCCAUCGCCGUGCCUAUUCCCAUUUACUACAUACCCGAGACGCGUUGGCUCACCAUGCACAACACGUCUUGGAUUUCAUGGACUUUCAUCAUCAUGGCCACGCCUGUCGCCAUCGCCUUCCUCAUCCUCAUGACUAAUGAGAGACACAUUGGCCUGCGGCACUCAUUGUCUGAAACCCAACGUAUUUUCACGACGUCCUGGUGGACUGGUGAACCAGAUACGUUGCCUUCACGACGGGAUCGACGGCGACGAAACAACUUUUCCUCGGACAUUCUAGAACCAGAUAUGCUGCACGUGAACCCUCCCUUACGUGCACAAGGAGUAGCCGUGAGACGACGGUGGCUACCGGCAAGUUUUGUGAGAUUUCUCUGGUUUUGUGUUGCAUUAUUCGUCGGACUCAUGGUCUAUGUCAUUGGAGAGGCAUAUGCUGAGCUGUAUAUGCAAACCCUGCCACAUAACAAUCUAGAGACGGUUGUCUAUGUCUACGGAUGGGUUGCCACGGUGCAUCUUUUGGAUGCUUUGACGGGUUGGGUACUGGGUAUCCGUGAGGGCGAGCGAGUCGGAAGUUACCCUCUGAGUUGGGUCUUUAAGCUGUGCGUCAUUCUCAAGGUCCCUGAGCUAUACUUUAUGCUGACCUACCAGACCUACGUGCGCGCCUUGUAUGCCCGACUUCGCUCCCCGCAACAAUUUCUCAUCCUCCAAAUACUCUCGUCCACGUCCCUCGUCGUCAUCACGCCCAUCAUGAUGACGCGCUCCUUUCACCGCAUCCUGACUGUCCUCGGUCUGAACGGUCUCAGCUACGGGUCAUACCAGAAACUUCAAACGCGUAACGUUUUCAUCCGAUUCCUCGCGGAAAACUCAUCCAUGGCUACCUUCUUAGGUAGCGUUGCCGUUUUGCACUACGGCGCCAACAAAGCCGUGUAUCCGUAUUUUGCGUUCGACAAAAAAAUCGGCGAGCCGUACGACUUCAAACUGACUUUUACUGCGUCAUCAAUCACCUGGGCGUGCGAGCUGGUUGCCAGUCUAGCCGUACGGCUGCUCAUCAGGCUCUGCUUUCAAGUGGACGUUGGGCUAGAGGGCAAGUUGGAUUUUACGGUGUGGCCGGAACUCCUGCCGACCUGUGUGGCGGUUAUGCUGCAUGUUUUGCAAAACAUGCUGUUUUCUAUUAUACGUCUACAAUUCCAUUGA